This is a messenger RNA of Siniperca chuatsi (mandarin fish), 1197 nucleotides long. RefSeq lists its product as uncharacterized. Bases 424 to 1197 code for a protein of 257 amino acids. The transcript is spliced from 6 exons. The record is from RefSeq and is a predicted model, not a curated record. NCBI's taxonomy places the organism in Eukaryota, Metazoa, Chordata, Actinopteri, Centrarchiformes, Sinipercidae.
ACGCGAAAGUCAGGGCUGCGACUGUGCAUGAUGUUAAUGUGACUUAAAAGUUGUUUCAGAGUCAAUGCCACAAAUAUGUAGCAUAUGAAGCAACGCCAAAUCAUGUUGGAAGCAAAGAUGUCACAGGCAAGAGGACGGUAAACUGUGGUCACAGGUCGGUAGAGGAAGACUGCCGUAAAAAAUCGUUACUAUGGUUACACCCGCCAGCUAGCUGCUGCAAAUGAGAAUGUGGGCGUAAACUAACGGUUUUUGAGACCAACUUGGAUUUGAACUAGGACAUCGUUUGUCGUUGCAGCCAGCAGAGACAGCAAGGCGAAGCUAACAGCAUGGAAGAAUUGGAUGAUGUCGCAGUGUCGAUUUUAAGGGGAGUCUGGCCAAGAACACUCAAAAUUAUCGGGCAGUUCCUCCUUCAAUGCAUCACCCAUGCGACAGACAUCCACUCCUGUGAACGCAAGUCCUCCAAAGUGCACAACCCCUGAAAAGGUUGUGAAGUUAUCCUUUCCAGAAUAUGUUUUGCACAUCGACACAGAACUUGAGCAAGUCCGACAACAGUACUUUGAGUUGGCGAAGACAGGCAAACAGCGCAACUGCCAGAUGUCAAAGGAGCUCAGAUGCCGGCUCAUUCGAAACACCAUGACCAGUAUGAUUGCAAUCCUGAGGGCAAAGGGGGAUCGAGAUUCACACAGAUACCCAUCAAAGCCAGAAAUUACUGCAAUGGCAAAGAGAAUAGUACUGUACUACCCCAUGCUGCAGGACCAAGGCCACCAUACAUGGGUCACUGUGUACUCACAGCUAUACAAAAGAUUGCAAAAUGUGAGAUCCCCCCAAAAAAGAACUCCAGAUGGGAGACAUUCAAAGAGCUCUACAAAGAGGCGCUGUCUUGAGCAGCCAACAGACAUAGAUGAAAUGGAUUCAAGUGACUCAACAAUCAUUCUAGAUGGGUCCACAGAAGGAAGUGGCAGCCCAGGCUCAGACCCUAAAGAAAGUGAUUUAGAAGGAAAAAGAAAAUCCCAAAGCCUACCUGAAUAUCCACCCUCUGCCCUGUCCAGUCCUGAUGCUAACAAGUCUGCAGAUGGUGACAGUCCAGACACCAGUCCAGCAACCUUGGCCAAGCACUACAAGGCCCUACAAACUUUGUAUAAAAGAAAAAUCCAAACCACCAGGAUGUUUCUCAUGUCUUGGAUUUGGAAUUUGUAG